GCUGGUUCUCGGGCAGCCUACAGGCGGCUCGCAUGGCCCCCUCGCUUGCUUUGUGUGUGGAUUUCGGGAUUGUGUGGAUUUCGGGAUUGUGUGUGUGCGUGUGAGAGAGAGAGCGCUUUAGCGGCAGAAGAUUAUAUAGCGGGCCCAGGAAGCAGCCAUGUUGGAAUCGUCCUAAAAUAGACCAAAACCUCCAAUUGUAACCCGAACCCAAGUACUGCUCAGUCCAGUCGAGUCUCUCGAUCAGAAUUCCACAUCGGAAGCGUGCUCGCUAAUCUCAAGCGAGGCAGUGAGGAGAGUUCACCGUUCACCCCCAGCCCCAAGCGCUUUCUUUGUUUGUGUGAGGAUCACGAUUCUGUGUUCAGGGCUGUGUUUGUUGCGGCGUGUGUGUCGGGGAAGAGUUAAGUUCAAGAUGUCUAAACGAGCCAAGAAGAAUGAAGCGAGAGUGGAGGAUGCAGAGCCGGACAGCGGAGCAGGCUCGGAGGCUAAGCGCAGUAAGAAGACAGGAGGGAAAGCAGUCAAGGAGCCGGAAGCCCCAGUGCUGUACGAGGACUCUCCGGAUAAACUGAGCACCCCAGACGGCCGAGCUGCCAAUCUCAAAAUCACCUCCUGGAAUGUGGACGGGCUGCGUGCCUGGGUCAAGAAGAGCGGUCUCGACUGGGUGAGGGAGGAGGACCCUGAUAUCAUCUGCCUCCAGGAAACGAAGUGUUCUGAGAAGGCUCUGCCUGCUGAGAUCACAGACAUGCCUGAAUACCCACACAAGUACUGGGCUGCCUCUGACGAGAAGGAGGGCUACAGUGGGGUGGCCAUGCUCUGCAAGACCAAGCCCAUCAACGUCACCUUCGGAAUCGGCAAGGAGGAGCACGAUAAGGAAGGCCGGGUCAUCACGGCAGAGUUCCCUUCCUACUUCCUGGUGACGGCCUACGUUCCCAAUGCCGGCCGCGGCCUGGUCCGGCUGGAAUACCGUAAGGGCUGGGAUGUGGACUUCCGAGCCUACCUCACCGAGCUGGACCAGCGCAAGCCCCUCAUCCUGUGUGGGGAUCUCAAUGUAGCCCACCAGGAGCUCGACCUGAAGAACCCCAAAACCAACCGCAAGAGCCCCGGCUUUACCCCCGAGGAGCGGCAGGGCUUCAGCGCUCUGCUGGCCGCGGGUUUCGUGGACAGCUUCCGCCAUCUCUACCCAGAGCGCCCGGGCGCCUUCACCUUCUGGACCUACAUGAUGAACUCACGCAGCAAGAAUGUGGGCUGGAGGCUCGACUACUACGUGCUGUCCCAGGCCCUGCUGCAGAACCUCUGUGACAGCAAGAUCAGGUCCAAGGCCAUGGGCAGCGACCACUGCCCCAUCACACUGCACAUGACCCUGUGAACAGCACUGCCCUGUCACACUGCACGUGACCCUGUGACCCCUGCCUCAUCACACUGCACGUGACCCCUGCCUCAUCACACUGCACAUGACCCUGUGACCCUGCCCCCUCACACUGCACAUGACCCUGUGACCCCUGCCCCAUCACACUGCACAUGACCCUGUGACCCUUGCCCCAUCACACUGCACGUGACCCUGUGACCCCUGCCCCAUCACACUGCACGUGACCCUGUGACCCCUGCCCCAUCACACUGCACGUGACCCUGUGACCCCUGCCCCAUCACUGCACGUGACCCUGUGACCCCUGCCCCAUCACACUACACGUGACCCUGUGACCCCUGCCCCAUCACACUACAUGUGACCCUGUGACCCCUGCCCCAUCACACUGCACGUGACCCCUGCCCCAUCACACUGCACAUGACCCUGUGACCCCUGCCCCAUCACACUACACAUGACCCUGUGACCCCUGCCCCAUCAUACUGCACGUGACCCUGUGACCCCUGCCCCGGCUCACUGGACAUCAUUUAUAUAUAGCUCUAAAUGAACAGGAAGUCAUUUCGAGAUAUCUUAAAUUGAAUGUCAGAUAUCUGAAUUAUUUAAGCUGUGUUCAAUUCAAUGUUUUUGAGAUAUCCUAAAAUGAUUUAGGAUAAUUUUAGAUAUCUCAUUUAAAGCUAUAUAGAAAUCGGUUUCAGAUAUCUCUAAAUGUAUUUGAGAUCUCUUUAAAUAUUUGAAGAUAGAGAUCAUUUGGAGAUAUCUUUAAAUGAAUGUGUGAUCUCUCUCAGUGAUAAUUUGGCUUGCCAUGGUGCGCAGGGUCCUGUUUGUUUUCUAGGGUGUGCAGAAGACAAGGGGCUCUGAGUGGGAAGGUGCCGUGCAUAAUCUGCAAAACUACAGGUUGGGAUAGGUGCUCUUUCGAGGCCUUUUACCCUCUAGAAUAAAAUGCUCUGCAAUUUGUAAGUAACGUCACGCAACCAGUGUGUACAAGGUGAUAGCACUCAUGUGUAACACAGGAUUUGUUGCUAUUUUUUCAAACCUUCAUUCGACGAGAUGGAAGCCAGUCUGUGCUGGGCUUGCUUGUGCCAGCCAGGCCCAGCACUGCUCUUCUCACUAUGCUUUCCUUUUACAAACCUUUAGUUGGCUACAAGACUCAAGUUUCUUAUAGACCUGUAAGGAUUUUAAAUUUAUUUUAAAAUAUUGCAUUUGUGAAAUCUCUGUAUUGCCAAGUCUGCAAGGCAAUGUCUUUUCAAACUGCUCUUUAAAAAAUGCAGAUACUGCUUUCAAUAUUCUUUCAAUAUUUUUGUAAUGCCAUGAUUUACAACAAUAAAGUUUGAAAAUAAAAA
This is a messenger RNA of Acipenser ruthenus (sterlet), 2697 nucleotides long. RefSeq names its product DNA-(apurinic or apyrimidinic site) endonuclease-like. The transcript is spliced from 6 exons. Lineage: Eukaryota; Metazoa; Chordata; Actinopteri; Acipenseriformes; Acipenseridae. Gene Ontology annotation, molecular function: endonuclease activity; double-stranded DNA 3'-5' DNA exonuclease activity; phosphoric diester hydrolase activity. The record is from RefSeq and is a predicted model, not a curated record. Bases 410 to 1363 code for a protein of 317 amino acids. Gene Ontology annotation, cellular component: nucleus. Gene Ontology annotation, biological process: base-excision repair.